Molecule: messenger RNA, 714 nt
Organism: Cornus florida
Lineage: Eukaryota; Viridiplantae; Streptophyta; Magnoliopsida; Cornales; Cornaceae
Exons: 3
Coding region: 264-548 (94 amino acids)
Source: RefSeq, a predicted model, not a curated record
AGAAUUUUCUUAAAUAUAAUUUGAAAAAAAAAAAAGGAAGAUAUAAAAAGCAGAAAAUUAAGUGGAAUACAAGUUAUACAACUGGGAAGCCUCAUUUUUCUUAGGAGGAUAAGCAAUAUUAGUCAUGCAAUGUGUACUGAACUGAGACAAUAUAUAUAUAUUCAACUCAAAGAAUUUCUGGGCAUGUCUACUUUCUUGUAGAAUAUAAUAAGGGAGUAUUGAACAUUUAAAAGUUUUGAGGGUUAAAAAGAUGUAAACUUCUCAUGAGGAACGAACCAUGGCUAUCAGUGCCCCAAUUUGGGGACUGGGACCAAAAGGGAGAAGUGCCGGACUACUCUCUCGAUUUCUCGAAAAUCAGAGAAAUGAGGAAACAGAACAAGAGGGAUGUAUCUAGAGCCAGUAUGGGAAACGAAGAAGAGCUCAUUGCCUCCUCAACCACCACCGAUACAAAUACGAGCCACAGUGAUGAUCACAAUUACCAUCAAAACCACUCUCCAACUACACGGAGGAGUAUUUUCAGCUAUUUCAAUUGUUGUGCAAAAGCGUGACUCAUGGAGUGGAGUUAGUAACUUAUAUGUAAUGAUAGGAUGUGGAAUGUGUAUUGAUUGCAAGAGACUAUUUCUAUUGUAUUUGUUGCUCUUUCUUGAGAUAAGUAGAAUUUUGUGAUGAUUUUGAUGUGUAUGUGAAUCUAAUGGACUGGUUUUGCUUCUUCCA